GGGGCCUCGUUAAAGCGGCCGCGGCCGGAGGCGGUGACCGGAGGCAGCGGCGAUGGGCAGCGAGGGGCAGCGGGGCCAGGCGACGACCCCCGGCCCGGGCCCGGGCGACUCGAGGGCGCUGCGGAGGGACUGCCAGCACCGGAUCUUCGUGAACCGGAGCCUGGCGCUAGAGAAGAUCAAAUGCUUCGGUUUCGACAUGGACUAUACCUUGGCCAGUGCGUUGCUGGGAGGGGGCUGCGGGCAGGGUGGGGGGGCAGCGAGACCCUCCCCCAGCCCCUACCCACAGCGCUGCCCUGUGCCCGCAGUGUACAAGUCCCCUGACUACGAGGAGUUGGCCUUCAGCCUGCUGCUGCAGCACUUGGUCUCCAUCGGGUACCCCCAGGAGAUCCUGGCGUACAAGUACGACCCAACCUUCCCCACCCGGGGUCUGGUGUUCGAUGCCCUCUAUGGGAACCUGCUGAAGGUGGACUCCCACGGGAACCUGCUGGUCUGUGCCCACGGAUUCCGCUUCCUCAAGGGGGCUGAAAUCCUCCACUACUACCCCAACAAGUUCAUCCAGCGGGACGACAUGAAGCGCUUCCACAUCCUCAACACCCUCUUCAACCUCACCGAGGCUUACCUCUACGCCUGCCUCGUGGACUUCUUCACCAACUGCUCCAGAUACGCCAACUGUGAUACAGGCUACAGGCAUGGGAACCUCUUCAUGUCCUUCCAGAGCAUGUACCAGGAUGUGCGCGAGGCCAUGGACCACGUCCACCUCUCGGGCUGCCUGAAGGAGAAGACACUGCAGAACCUGGAGAAAUAUGUGGUGAAAGAUCCCCGGGUGCCACUGCUGCUGAGCCGCAUGAAGGAGGUGGGGAAGGUUUUCUUGGCCACCAACAGCGACUACGACUACACCCACGCCAUCAUGUCCUACCUGUUUGACUUCAGCGAUGGGGACAAGGCUGAGUGCCCGCAGCGCCCCUGGCGCUCCUACUUCGACCUGAUCGUGGUGGACACCCGCAAGCCUCUCUUCUUUGCCGAGGGCACCGUCCUGCGCCAAGUCAACACGGACACCGGCAAGCUGCGCAUCGGGACCUACACGGGGCCGCUCCAGCACUGCGCUGUCUACUCGGGCGGCUCCUCGGAUGUGGUGUGUGACCUGCUGGGGGUGAAGGGCAAAGAGAUCCUCUACAUGGGGGACCACAUCUUCGGGGACAUCCUCAAGUCCAAGAAGCGCCAGGGCUGGAGAACCUUCCUGGUGGUGCCCGAGCUGGCACGGGAGCUGCAGGUCUGGACGGAGAAGAGUGAGCUGUUCGAGGAGCUGCGGAGCCUGGACCUCUUCCUGGCAGAGCUGUACCAGCACUUGGACAGUGGCAGCAGCGAGCGCCCAGACAUCAGCUCCAUCAAGCGCCGCAUCCAGAAGGUGACCCACGAGAUGGACAUGUGCUAUGGCAAGAUGGGCAGCCUGUUCCGCUGCGGGUCGCGCCAGACGCUCUUCGCCAGCCAGCUGAUGCGCUACGCCGACCUCUACGCCGCCUCCUUCCUCAACUUCCUCUACUACCCCUUCAGCUACCUCUUCCGGGCACCCCCUGUCCUGAUGGCUCACGAGUCGACGGUGGAGCACAGCCGCCUGGACGUGGGGGAGACGGGCACAGGACUGGCAGCCUGGCUGGCACAGCGUGGCCAAUCGGGCCAGCAGGUCACUGGAGGCCUCCAGGACUCCAGCGGGGAAGAGGAUGAUGAUGGAGAAGCCUGAACCCACCCCAGCACCGAUGGCUGGUGAGCUGGCAGGUGCCAGCCCCUGGGAGGGCAUUUGGUGGCCCUGGCCCAUUUGUGCUGCCAGCUGACAGGCUGAAGCCACCCCUGGUCAUCCUCCAGUGGUCAGAGGAGGGUUGGUGGCCCUGGCCCAAGUGCCACAUCCUGCCUCUCCCUGUGCUGUGGUGCCAGGAGUGGGGCCCGUGGGCUGCCCAGUGCCCCCACCUCUAUUCAUAACCCCCCCAACCAGCUCCAUGCCAGACUGGUGCUGCCCAAUGCCAGGAUAAGGUGGCAGUGGCCAUGCUCCAGGUAGUGCAGGAGCCUGUGGGCUCAGCAGCUCGUGCCCCUCCAGCUUGGGCACCCCAGGCUCAUGCCUGUGCUGUGGGGUGGCUGUUGUUCGGGCACAGGAGGCUGCUGCUGUGCCCACUUCUUCUUUCUGCCCUUUUCUAUUUAUAAGAGGCUCCAGCUCCUGGCCCUGCAGUGGCUCAGGGGUGGGGGCAGGGGCUAAGUCCCUACUCCUCAGCCACACCUUCCCCUGGCACCGUGCUGCACCUUGGGGCACAGGGCUGGCACAGGACCCCCAGAGCCUGCACCCAGGCUCCUCAAUAAAGCUGCUGAGCCAGCA
Messenger RNA from Pogoniulus pusillus (Red-fronted tinkerbird), 2362 nucleotides. Its product is annotated as cytosolic purine 5'-nucleotidase-like. Gene Ontology annotation, molecular function: 5'-nucleotidase activity. The record is from RefSeq and is a predicted model, not a curated record. The coding region runs from base 53 to 1738 and encodes 561 amino acids. The transcript has 17 exons. NCBI's taxonomy places the organism in Eukaryota, Metazoa, Chordata, Aves, Piciformes, Lybiidae.